Molecule: messenger RNA, 2239 nt
Organism: Leptinotarsa decemlineata (Colorado potato beetle)
Lineage: Eukaryota; Metazoa; Arthropoda; Insecta; Coleoptera; Chrysomelidae
Biological process (GO): peptidyl-threonine phosphorylation; peptidyl-serine phosphorylation
Cellular component (GO): nucleus; cytoplasm
Molecular function (GO): ATP binding; protein tyrosine kinase activity; protein serine/threonine kinase activity
Source: RefSeq, a predicted model, not a curated record
UGAGCUAAUUCAGCAAAAUCAAGUGUUGGGAGGCAGAAACUUUGUCAUAUCGAAUGAAAAUAUGAAUUUAAAAAUUUCAGCUGGUUAAUAUUUUGCCAGAAGGCCUCUGUUAGUCCAGACAAACCAUAGGCGACUUCAUAGGUUAUGAAGAUUUGAUGGAGGGUCUGCCGGCAGUUCUGAUGAAGAACACGUGCGGUUCAGAAGGGGAGAAUUGCUGCUUUCCACGACCAAUUCGUACCAAGUCAUCAGUUCUCUUGGAAGUGGUACAUUUGGACACGUGUUACAAUGUACCCAGACUAGUACUUCACAGUUGGUCGCUGUCAAAGUAUUAAGAUAUAUUAGUGGUCAGCCUGAACUGGGUCAACGAGAAUAUAGUGUUCUCUCGCAGUUGAAGUCCGAGGAUCCAGAUGAAUACAACAUCGUCAAGGUGCUGGAAUUUUUCAAACACGGGCCUCACACAUGUAUCGUCUUUGAAAUGCUGGGUAAGAGUCUCUUGGAAUUCCUGGAAAAUGCUGGCUCUAUGACAUGCAAAGACAUUAGGCCCAUUCUGAAGCAGCUUCUGACAGCUUUGUUGAAACUUAAGCAAUUGGGCAUCAUACAUACCGAUCUGAAACCAGACAAUAUAAUGCUGGUUGACCCUGUAGGACUGCCCAAUCGGAUAAAAGUCAUCGACUUCGGGAGCUCAUUGUAUACAAACGAGGAAAACGGGAUAGCAUAUAUCCAAACUCGUUUUUACAGGGCCCCCGAAGUCAUACUGGGCCUCCCAUUUUGUGAAGCAAUUGACAUGUGGUCGUUGGGUUGCAUACUGGCCGAGUUAUAUUUGGGUGUGCCCUUGUACCCAGGGGUUUCAGAGUAUACCCAACUCCGGUAUAUUAUUGAGGCCCAAGGAUUGCCCACAAAAGGAAUGUUAGACUUUGGCAGCAAGACUUCACAGUUUUUUUGUUUGGACACGAAAGCCAGCUCUCCUGCUUGGAGAUUGAAUACAUAUGAGGAAAAUAUAGAACUGACGGGUGAAAACCCUAAGGAGAACUUGCGUCACGAAAUUGAAUCCCUUGACGAGAUCAUACAUUUUGGAGCUUUAACUAGCUGGACGGGAAAUAACCUAGCCGCCGAACAAGCCGACCAUAAAAUGUUCAUAGACAUCGUCAAGAAAAUGUUGGCUAUGGAACAGUCAAAACGCAUUACUCCAGCUGAAGCUCUUGACCAUGACUUCAUCUCUAUGGACCAUUUAGUGAACUACAGUGAUUGCGACUAUGUAGAAGAAAAUUUGCAGACGUUGGAGGCUGCUUGCACUAAAAUUCCCUUGAGAAAUUGUCCAUCACCCGGAGAGUCCUCUGAGAAUUAUAACGUCACUGAGGGCCAUCAGCAAAAACUCCAAGGAAACUGUGAAUAUCCUUUGGUACCUCAAGAUAAUGAGGAUCAACAACCGCUCAACCUGGUUAAAAAAAGGGCUCGAGAAUCUACUUCUCCAGACCAAACAAACCAUGCCAAUAUCUUGAAGAAGGAAAAUAGCAGAUAUAAAGUUCUCUUGCAGCCCUCAGUGACGUUCGAACAAUUUACUGACUGUUACCCCUAUAAUAUUCAACAAGAGGUGACAGUCUGUAGUACCUCGCCGGUGGAUGAGAAAGUGAAUUCAAUUUCAGACAGUGACGAUGACGACAAACAGCCAUCGUCGGAAGCGUAUUUCAGGAUGAUGAGAAUCAAUAACCACUCAACCUGGCCCAAAAAUCUACUUCUUCAGAGCAAACAAACUAUGCCAAUUAUGUCAAUGAAGAAAAAUCGCAGAUCUGAAAGCCACCUGCAGCCCUCAAUGGCAUCGGAAAAAUGUAUUAACUGUUACCCCUAUGAUGUCCAACAAGAGGUAACAGUUCGUGAUACCUCGCCGGUAAACGAGAUAGUGAAUUUGAUUUCAGAUAGUGAAGAUGACGAUGGCGACAAAAAGGCAUCGUCGGAAGCGUAUCUCAGGAUGAUGAGGAUCAAUAACCGCUCAACCUGGCCCAAGAAUGUACUUCUUCAGAGCAAACGAACUACGCCAAUCAUUUCAAUGAAGAAAAACCGCAGAUCUGAAGUUCACCUGCAGCCCUCGACAACGUUUGAACAAUUUACUGACUGCUACCCUUAUGAUAUCCAACAAGAGGUAACAGUUCGUGAUACCGCGCCAGUGAACGAGAUAGUGGAUUUGAUUUCAGAUAGUGAAGAUGAUGAUGAUGACGAAGAGCCGUCUCCAUUCUUUUUGUAA